UCAUGGUGAAAUCCCUGAAUGGUUUCCUUCCUCUCUGGCAACUGAGUUAGGAUGAGCACCUGUGUCUUUGUCGUGACUGGGUGAGUAUUGAUACACCAUCCAAAGUGUAAUUAAUAACGGAACCAUUCUUUCUCUAUAGACACCAAUAGAAUGAGAGGACUUUGUAACAUCAUGUUCUAACUACUGAAAUGAGCAGACAUUCUCUUCGCUGUUCCCCCCUCUCCUCUCUCAAUCCCCAUCUUUUUCUCUCUCAAUCCCGGUCUCCUCGUUUUCUCUCUCACCCUCAGUAUGCCAGAGAGAGUGUGUUGGUUCCAGGGGCAGAGUUACCACAAGCUGAAGAGGGCAUGUCUGCAGCGGGGAAAGCUAUUCAAGGAUCCCCUCUUUCCCCCAUCCGCACUGUCACUCUUCUACAAACGAGCCCCACCCCCUGGACUCACAUGGAAAAGACCACGGGAACUGUGUAAGGACCCUCAUCUCUUUGUGGACAGGAUCAGCACAUGGGACCUGCACCAAGGCAGCUUAGGUAACUGCUGGAUGGUGGCAGCCACUUCCUGUCUGGCCUCGGAGCCAUCGCUGUGGAAGAAGGUGAUUCCUGAUCACGUGGAACAGGAGUGGAAGCCCAAGCGUCCAGACCUGUACGCCGGAAUCUUCCACUUCCGCUUCUGGCGGCUUGGCCGCUGGACAGACGUGGUGGUGGACGACCUCCUUCCGGUCAGCGAGGACGGAACGCUGCUCUUCUGCCGCUCAGCCACGCCACGGGAGUUCUGGAGCAGCCUGCUGGAGAAGGCCUACGCCAAGUUGAAUGGCUGCUAUGAGGCAUUAGAAGGCGGUAACACGGCGGAGGCCCUCAUAGACUUCACAGGUGGGGUGUCGGAGCCCCUAUGCCUGGACAGGGAGGCCCUCACCCUGCACCCCGACCAGAGGAGGGCGCUGUUCCAGACCCUGGCCAAGGCCCACGGAUGCAAAGCCCUCAUCACCUGCUCCAUACGGCCAGCGGAGGGAGAGAGAGUAGAGUCGGUGCUAGACUGUGGUCUGGUGCGGGGCCAUGCCUACGGUAUCACCGCGGUGAGGAAGGUGCGUCUGGGGAAGCGGUCACUGCUGACUGGCCGUUGUAGCGGGACGUCCCGUCUCGGCAUGGUGCGCAUGAGGAACCCCUGGGGUACAGCCGACUUUACCGGGCCCUGGAGUCAGGGGUCUCAGCAGUGGAAGCAGGUUGGUCGUGAUGAGAGGGAGAAGAUGGGCCUCAUUGUCAGAGAUGUGGGAGAGUUCUGGAUGGAGUUUGAGGAUUUCUGCCGCUACUUCACAGAUGUGGUGGUGUGUCGUCUGGUAGAACGAGCCCUGCUGUGGCCCAACACCCACUGGAGAGAGGUUCGCUGCCAUGGGGAGUGGGUCCCAUCCCCCAAUACUACCGGAGCAACCCCCGCCACCCUCCUCCCAGGCCGCCAGGCAUCCAACCUCGGGAAGAACACAGCCAAGCCUGGGGAGGUGAACCAGACUCCGCGAGGGGACCGGAAGGAGGCAAGAUUGGGGAAGAGACGGAGAGGUGGAGGAGGAGAAGGAGGAGGCGGUGGAGGGAGAGAGAAGGUGGCUGUAGCGAAGAGGGGGGGGGAGAAGAAGACAAAGAGGAAGGAGGAGAGUGUGAAGAAGGAGGGAGAGGUGGAUGGAUGGUGGGAUAAACACAUGGAUAAGAGGAGUAGGUGUGGAGGAUGCAUCAACCACAAAGACACCUUUCUACACAACCCCCAGUUCAUGUUUGAGGUGCAGGGAAAGGAGGAUGAGGUGUUGAUCUGUCUGCAGCAGGAGGACAGGAGGAUAAAGAGGAAGGAUGGAGGAGGAGCGAAUCUGCCCAUCGGCUUUGAGGUGCUGAGGGUGGAGGUGAACCGUCUAAGCCGUGUGCAGCGUGUGGUGGAGCAGGCUGCAAGCUCUGUGUACAUGGACUCCCGUAGCGUUGCCCUGCGAGUGACCCUGGUCCCCGGCCGCUACGCCCUCCUCCCCACCACCUUUCAACCUAGGGCCACCGGACGCUUUCUGCUUCGUCUCUUCUCACAUUCACACCUCAGACUCAGUGAGUUGAGACAGGAGUUGCCUGCUCUGUCAGUGUGGCAGUGUUGUCUCCCCCAGUCCAGUGUCGUGACCACCGUCCACCUGCGCCGAGCUUGCGGACUCAGCCAGCCCAAACAGACAGCACCAGAUGUGUAUGCUGUGAUCUGUUGUGAAGACGACACCAUAAGAACACGAGUGUUCAAGGAGGAUGGAAAUCCAGAGUUCAAUAUGAGGGCCAUUUUCUACAGGAGACACCCAGAUGCACACAUCAGCAUUAAGUUGUGGAGCCGUGGUCUACUUUGGGACACUCUAUUAGGAGGGGCUCGACUCCAGACCGGCGACAGCGAGAGAGAGCGGAGCCAGGGGAUUGACCUGCAGGGCGGCCAAUCACAUUCAGGAUACCAGGGAUGCAUCUAUGUGGAAACCUCAUCCAGCAAAUGCCUGACAGACUUGUGACAGACAGCUGUGGCUUGUCCCACCCACUACACAACCAUGGCAAUCACUGCUUUUCUGGAUGAAGCAGCGGAUUUGAAUGAGGAUGGAUCCAAUUCAAUAGCUUUGAAGGAAAAUAGACAUUUGUCUUCGGCUUCCAUGAAUUACAAAGACAAAUACCUCUUUGAAUGAAAUGUUAUGAGAACUCGGGAACUACUGCGUUAAGGAACAGAAAAGCACAGUGAUCUGUUUGUUGUUCACUACUAGUGCAGAGGAGAUCAUAAAAUCAUAAAAAUAUCCCUUAACUUUACAUCUCUGCUGGUCAGACCAUGUAAGAGUACAACAUUAUCCAAAAAACAACAACAUUUAAACUGUAAAAAGACAUUGAUUACCAGCUGCCGAGGUUAUCUAAGGAAUAUACAUAACAUAUGUAGGUCUACUCUUUUUUUUAUGUGUCAUGAAAGGUGCAUAAUUUUAGGAAAAACAUUUUGAUCAAUUAAAAUGUCAUUUUCCUCUACAAACUGACCAUUAUAUAGAUGUUUUAUUUCACCUUAAUAUGGUAUGCUAUAUUUUCAAAUAUUUAUUUGAAAAAGAUACAUAGUUCAACGUGGGAUUUUGUUUUUUGAAUUAAUGUGAACAAGAGUAUAACCUAACCUGUCUCUUCUAGCCGUAUUCACAAUCAACUAUCAGGUUUCAGGUAUGACCCAGAUGCAGACAGUGUCGAUGAAACAAAAGUUUAUUUCUAGUACAGGGGCAGGCAAACGACAGGUCAACGGCAGGCAGAGGUCAGUAAUCCAGAGAGGGUACAAAAGGCCCAGAACGGCAGGAAGACUCAGGGUCAGGGCAGGCAAGGGUCAAUAAUCCAGAGGGUACAAAAGGUCCAGAACGGCAGGAAGUCUCUUGGUCAGAGCAGGCAGGGGUCAAUAAUCCAGUGAGGUGGGGCAAGGUAUAGAACGGCAGGCAGGGUCAGGGGUCAGGGCAGGCAGAACGGUCAAAACUGGGAAGGGAGAGAGGGAUUUUUGAUUCCUCUCCCAAAAAAUUAUAGUCAUAUUCUGUCAUGCAUGAGAGUCAGAAAUUGUGAGAGACAUUGCUAAAGUGGGUGUGGGCAAACAUUUAAAUUGUAAAAAAAAAUUGAGUUGAAUGCUAAAAAAAGAAUAUUGUACACAGUAUUAUCAAAGACUUUUAUAACUAACCAAGAUAGACUCGAGACUGUCUUUUCAAAUGGGAGCAAACUGGGAUUCCUCUCAUCACCAUAUUUGGUAUUUGGUAGAGUGCAAACGCCAAUCGGAUGCUUCACAUUUAUACAUCUGGUGAAAUAUCUGUCUCAUUGUUCUAUCUGUGGUAUGAUCAACUUAAUUACUCCAAAUGCAAAGCACUUUGAGGCAAAGUGUUGAUUAGAAUGAGUACAAAAGAGAGAAACAUAUUGUAUAGAACUUAAAAAAUAUUUGUUCUGUUGUGAGUAGAGAAUUGAGGCAGCUUUAUACAUUACAUUUCUAUAGGCUGUUGAUGACCAAACCUGGGUUGAAAUCUUUCCAAUACUUUGAGCCUGGAGUGCAAGGUAUGAGGGAUUUGCACUUUUGAGACUUUUCUAUUGGUUCCAUUUCAACAGGCAACCUAAAUCAAUUACAGAUACAGUGAAUGACUUCAAAUAGUAUUUGAACGCAGAUCUGUUGAUGACAAGGACCAUAAUACAGCAUCCUAUGGAAUGUUUGUGUCAUGGCUCUCUUUCUCCCUCUGACUUUCCUGAAUACCAGUGGUGAUUUUAGCAUGUCAAUCUUGGUGAAGCAAACUCCCCAAAUGUUUCGUUGUUGAUGCAUGCCAACAAAGCCACUACACAACACAACACUAAACAAUGCAUUCAUUGCACUAUAACGGUGACAAACGGUGCACACAAACUGUUAGGGCCUACAUAAAGCUGUCCCAACAGCAGAGCUUUCUUUUCAGCAUCAUGGAGUGAAUCCUUACCAUCACUACACCUGGCUUUCAGCGGAGUCUUGUCUAGCAGCAAAUCAGUUAAUUCAGUCUUAUUUACUGUCUUUAAAAAAUAGAUAUCUGAUAUGGCUGACUUGCUUAAACAAAUGUGGUUUCUACUGACAAAUGAGAUGUACAAACUA
Molecule: messenger RNA, 4589 nt
Organism: Oncorhynchus mykiss (rainbow trout)
Lineage: Eukaryota; Metazoa; Chordata; Actinopteri; Salmoniformes; Salmonidae
Product: calpain-5
Biological process (GO): proteolysis
Cellular component (GO): cytoplasm
Molecular function (GO): calcium-dependent cysteine-type endopeptidase activity
Source: RefSeq, a predicted model, not a curated record